Messenger RNA from Mustela erminea (ermine), 822 nucleotides. Its product is annotated as lymphotactin-like. The record is from RefSeq and is a predicted model, not a curated record. Gene Ontology annotation, biological process: inflammatory response; monocyte chemotaxis; cellular response to interleukin-1. Gene Ontology annotation, molecular function: CCR chemokine receptor binding; chemokine activity. Gene Ontology annotation, cellular component: extracellular region. The coding region runs from base 307 to 645 and encodes 112 amino acids. The transcript is spliced from 3 exons. Lineage: Eukaryota; Metazoa; Chordata; Mammalia; Carnivora; Mustelidae.
GACAACCACGUUCCUUUGUGCUCACAUUUGGUUUUAUUGACACCUUAACCACAGCAGCGGGGGCAAAGGCCACAAGGUGUGAGGUUGUGUGAGCAGAGGCAAAGGAACUUAUGUUAGAGAAAAAACCCUCUCUACUGCACAGACUUUCCACAGCCACACGCCCACCCCGAAAGGCCCCUCUCGCCCCAGGAAGUGCGCGGACCGCCGGACGCAUAAAGAGGCUCCUGCAAGCGCGGCUCCUCAGCCUCUCCUCGCCCGGCUCCUCCUCACCCGGCUCCUCCUCGCCCGGCUCCGCACCGCUCAGCCAUGAGACCUCUCCUCCUGGCCCUGCUCGGGGUCUGCCUCCUCUCGGACUUCCUCGUGGAAGGUGUGGGGAGUGAAGUCCUGGAAAAGAGCUUCUGUGUGAGUCUAACGACCAAGAGACUGCCCAUUAAAAACAUCAAGACCUACACUAUCAAGGAGGGCCCCAUGAGAGCAGUAAUCCUUAUUACCAGACGUGGCUUUAAAAUCUGCGCUGACCCACAAGCUGACUGGGUGAAAAAGGCAAUAGAGGGUGUGGACAAGUCUACCAGGAGAAACGUGAAACAGACCAAGCCCACAGGAGCCCAAUAUUCCACCAACACAGCUGUAACCCCGACCGCGUAGUGGCCUUCUGGCCGCUCACGUCACUGGCCAGCCAGCUCGUUUCCCUUUAUAAAACUCCUGGACUAAUUUGAUCAUAUUCACUUUUUAUAAAAGUGCCGUGUGAGCCACCUUACUUUCUUGUAUUGUAUUUUUCAUGUCCUUCUCCACUUAGAUGUUUCAUUAAUAAAUAUUUAUUAU